UCUGUCAAACUCAUUUGAAUCGUGGAAUCCACUUUGAGGUUGGCAGCAAAUUAGAACUUGCCAGCGAAGCUUCUAUUAGAAAGUUCCAACGUAGCUAAGGACUUCUGGUCAACUCUGCUUGUGAUAAUCCAAGAAUCAACAUAAUCUAAAAGAGCUAAAAGUCCCUAUUAAAUUCUCAAUUCAAGAAUUGCUCACAACCUAUUCGGAAAAAGUCCCACCUGAAGAAAAAGUUGAAAACUUUGAGAUAAAGGGUUGUGAUAAUUUUGGAUUUCUUGAUUAAAUUCAGCUCAAUGGGUAAAGGAGGGGGUUGUAUGCCAACAAAGAACAAGUUUCCUAUAAAUGAACCAGCAGAGAGACCAGUGAGUCAAACUGAUAUAACAGGAACAGGGUCAGAAGCAGAAGGGUCCAAGAAGUUGAGAAUAUUCAUUGUGUUUUAUUCAAUGUAUGGACAUGUUGAAACAUUAGCUAGAAGGCUGAAAAAAGGGGUUGAUGGUAUUGAAGGUGUUGAAGGGGUUUUGUAUAUGGUUCCUGAAAUUUUGGCACCAGAUGUUUUGGAACGAAUGAAAGCCCCCCCAAAAAAUGAUGAGAUUCCAGUGAUAUCUGUGGAUGAGCUGAUGGAAGCUGAUGGAUUCUUGUUUGGAUUUCCUACAAGAUAUGGAUGUAUGGCAGCUCAGAUGAAGGCAUUUUUUGACUCGACGGGGAAGAUGUGGAGAGAACAAAAGCUUGCUGGAUUGCCUGCAGGGUUCUUUGUCAGUACUGGUACACAAGGAGGUGGGCAGGAGACCACCGCCUGGACAGCAGUCACUCAAUUAGCUCACCAUGGGAUGCUCUAUGUUCCAAUAGGAUACACGUUUGGAGCAGGAAUGUUUAGAAUGGAUUCAAUAAUUGGAGGUUCUCCAUAUGGAGCAGGAACUUUCUCUGGAGAUGGUAGCAGGGAACCUAGUGAACCAGAGUUGGCACUGGCCGAGCACCAGGGCAAGUACAUGGCAAUGACAGUUAAAAGAUUGUCUCAGCACCAUUCCUUACGACCUGAUUCCUGUUCGACCCUUCAGACAUAAUGAAUAUGAGAGAUUUAUAACUGCUGUUUUUCCUUAUUAUGGAACAUCCUUUUCUAUGAUGGGUGGUUUCUUCCUCUUCUCCUUGGUAUAUCUGUGCCACAAGUAGUAGCUGCA
Messenger RNA from Solanum stenotomum, 1172 nucleotides. Its product is annotated as probable NAD(P)H dehydrogenase (quinone) FQR1-like 1. The transcript has 5 exons. Bases 291 to 1058 code for a protein of 255 amino acids. Gene Ontology annotation, molecular function: NAD(P)H dehydrogenase (quinone) activity; FMN binding. NCBI's taxonomy places the organism in Eukaryota, Viridiplantae, Streptophyta, Magnoliopsida, Solanales, Solanaceae. The record is from RefSeq and is a predicted model, not a curated record.